AUGGAUAAGAAGAGGAAUACGAAGAAAAUUUGGAGGUUACGAAGGGAUUUAAUGAUUGGAUAUGGAGGAAUGGCUGGUUGUGCGGUGGCUGUGCUGCUGGUGACUGUUACCCUGGUUAAGCAGGAGUGGAGGCACAUCCAAUCACUCACCUUCCUAUGCACCUUCAUGUCCGACUUGUUCUUUUGUCUCUUCUCAAUGAAUCUUCUACAAGAAUACAAAAUAAAAAAUGGAAAACAUCUGAAAGCAAUUAUUCUCCGACUGAUUAUUCUAUUUCUUCACGCUGUUCUAGCUGGAAUCCUACUAACUUUUGUCCAUUCAAUUGAUAGGUUCGAAAAUGUCAAGUUUUCUAUUCGAGGCCAUGCCAUUGUCUUCUCAGUAUGCACUGCAGAGCUAGCAGUGGUUGGUAUGGAUUGGGUGGUAUUGAAGGAUGCUGAAUGUCAGAAGAAUGUGGAAUUGGUGAAUAGAUCAUGUCUUCGAAGCAAGUCGCCGUCGUCAGAAACCACUAACACAGACUCUGAUUUCGCUUCCGAUUCUGAAAAACUGGAAAUCAGUACGGUCUGA
Molecule: messenger RNA, 561 nt
Organism: Caenorhabditis remanei
Lineage: Eukaryota; Metazoa; Nematoda; Chromadorea; Rhabditida; Rhabditidae
Exons: 3
Coding region: 1-561 (186 amino acids)
Source: RefSeq, a predicted model, not a curated record